AUGAAAACACAUGUCGAAAUACUAAAAUCCAGAAUUAAACAACAACACAAUAAAGUAUCCAAACAUCGCAACGACGCGAGAGUUCGUAGGGAAUCGCUUUUAUGCGUAAAAAACAACAAUAUGCGACAUGAUGAUCGAUAUAGUAUGGUCGAAAGCGACAAGUAUUCUCAAUAUAAAUCUGAAAAAGAAAAAAAACAGAAACCCCUGCGGAAUCCGCACUUAAAUUGGGUUCAGAAAGAUGAGCGACAAGAAUAUGAAAACAUGAUCCAGCCAAGGAUGGGCGCAAAACCAUAUGAUAAGGGAUUCAAAAAAAUAUGUAAUGUGGGAAAGUUUAAGAAUAAAGAAAAAAGUGGGAAGGAUUUCUAUGUGAUUGUUGUUGGACUCGAGACACGAAAAGAGAGACAUUGCAACAUCAUCGUUCUUCCUAUUCAAUCUCAUCUUCAUGCUUACAAAGUUAUGUGCUAA
Molecule: messenger RNA, 465 nt
Organism: Clunio marinus
Lineage: Eukaryota; Metazoa; Arthropoda; Insecta; Diptera; Chironomidae
Source: the annotation of a GenBank genome assembly